AAAUUAGAGCAGAAAUCAGGGACCAUCUGCCUUCCCUUUGUAGCUUAUUUCACACAAAAUGCACAAUGUUUCCUUUCACAGGUGAGUCGAGAUAAGCCCUCACAUACUCCUGAACACCGAGGAAAUGCCUCCUUCCCGAUCCAGGGCUCGGCUGACAAAGGCUGGAAAAGAGAAGGUGCUGAACUGUGAGAAAAACUCUGCAGGAGACUCCAAGACCCACUGUGGGAAGCAGAGGGAAGGUAAGAGCAGAGGAGAAGUGAAGGACAAAGAGUCACUGCCUGGACAAGGUGACAGCCUUGGAGAAGAGACAUUAAAAAUCUCAGGGCUGGGGAGGGCUCAGGAAAGCAAAGAAAAUGAACACAAGAAGUUAUUCCGGAGAAAAAGAGGCUGCAGGAGAAAUGAUAAAAGUGAAUCUGGUUUGGGGAGAAAACACAGAGUGUCCAGGAUGGAGGAGAAAAAAGGAAAAGUCUGCAAGAAAUGGGAAAUGACAUCAGGGCAGGAGAGUGAGGACAGCAGUGACAAAGAGGGAAAAACCAUCACAAACAGAAAGAAACAGAGUUUUAAAAAGAGGUGUGGAAAGAGACUUGGUGUUCGUGAGACAGGCACUGAGCUGGGGGCUGUAAAGGUGACCACAGUGCAAAGUGCUGAAGGUUCUUUUCAGAAACAGAACCCCAGGGGAAGGCACAGAGGGAAUCAGGACUUCAAGGAGGUUUCUGAGCAGAAAUCAAGUUCUCAAUCCCAAGGCAGCACAGCACAGGAAAAAGGUGAGAGGACUAGGAAAAAGCAAGUUGAACAUCUCACCAGGAUUGUCAUCACUGAAAGUGAGGAUGAAAAUAUUCUGGAAACCUCAGGUAACUCCUGCUCUGACUCCAGCAGUGAAAGCCAUGGAAGCCACAAAACAGGCACAAAGGAGGCUGUGAUGGGCAGUGGGGAGAAGAGCAGCUCUUCAGAGGAGGAUGGCAGCAGUGAGAAAGAAUCUGUGCUCCAAGAUCCUCCUGUGAGUGAAGGAGAAGGCUACAAGGAACUGGUUUAUGAAAACAAGGAAGCAUCUGUUGAACCUGAAAAGGAGCAGGGGACCACAGGUGGAAAAAUGGAACCUGAGGCUGAAGGCACUGGAUUUGCAGGACUGGAAGCAGAGGAGAAGAUGAGGAAGCCAGACAAGAUGCUGAGACAACCAGAAUGUGCUCCAGCUGAGAGCAGUGAGGCAGAUGAUCAGUUAAGCACUUCAGGACUCCAAGUUAAGAGUGUUAAGAACAGGGAAAAAAUUGAAGUAGACAAGGAAAAGAUAUUAGAAAAUGACAGAGUUAAAGGUAUGUCAAAAGAUGGACACGUGAAUUCUGACAGCAGUGGGGAGAGCAGCACUGCAGGGAGCAUUGAUGAAGUAAAAGAAAACAAACCAGAACCACUCCCAACUGCUGUGAAAGCAAAACUCCACGUUCACCUUAGCAAAUAUGAGCAGGAAGAGAAGGUGAAUGAUGAAGGCAUAGAGUUGGAAGGUGUCUCUUUGCUCUCCAAGCAGCAGAGGACAUUGAAGGAGAAAACUGGGAAGUGUGAGAUCCCAGAACAAGGUGAAGAGGCUGGACACAGACAGAGGGACAAUUCAGAAUGCAGCAGGCAGGACCUACCAGCACUGAUGCUUACAAAGAAAUGUUCUUCUCAAUCCCAAAUCCCCCUCAGUCUGGAAAAACAGCACCAAAGUGCUGAGACCAAACUAUCAGCAAGGCAGAAACCAAAUCCUGCCCAGAUGGCUUUGGGAACCAGCUCAGACCUGGACAAUGUUGAAAACAUCUGCUCAAAACCCAUGAUUCUAGAAACUCCCAGUAAACAAAAAGAACCCAACACAGCCCAGAGUUUUGGAGAGAAAAGAUUAAAUACAUCAAGCUGCUCCACAAUUGCAAAAAAAUCGUCUGAUAAGCAGCUCCUUGGAAAGACAAAGAAAGUUGGAAAAGUUAUUGGAAAAGUUAAACAGAGUUCAGGCCAGUCUAUAAAGGCAAAAAAAGAGAAAGCAAAAGAAGUAAUUGCAGAGGCACCUUCUGAAGCAGAACCUGUGCACAGUGGGGAAGGAUCCAAGCACUUGCACACCCGUUCUGCUUUUAGAAAAGUCACCAGCUGGCUUGGCCAAAAACCUGCCAAGAAAACAAGGCUGAAAGCUCGACUGCUGAGUGUGGCACGUGCAAUUGGUGUCUCCAGAUGGCUCUUGAAGAAAUUUGGGAAGAAGAAGAGGAGCAGCAAACCUUUUGGAUUCAGAAGCAGAAUGGCAAUCCGGAUUCUGAGCACUGCUGGGUGGGUGGGUCGGUCUGGCAAAGCCUUCCCUGGUGCAGCUGGACAGCUGGACAGGGCUGAGCUGAGGCACAAAGAAUCUUCUGCUUCCUUAGUGGGGGGGAAAGGUGGUCCUGAAAUGGUAGAGGAAGUGGAACACAUUGAUUUUCCUCCUGGUGAUUCCUCUCUUCAUAGAACCAGCUCCUUUCCAUGCCUGGGUGAGAACAGUGCUACUGAUGCCAAGUUUGCUGUGGUGUUCCCCAGAGUCCACUGCUUGGUGAAGGCUCGGAACUCCUUGUCCAGGGGCUCUGGCAAUGCUUAUUCCCUACAGAAACUGAAAUCUCCAUCAGAGAGAAAAUCUGUCACUCCUGUGCAACGAGGUUCCAGAUUCCAGUGUGACCUUCCCAGAUCUCUGAUGGAUCCAAGCCAGAGAAACAGUGAGCAGGGCUUCCCCCCACGUGGAGAAGAGCCAGUUCCUCCAUCAGAUUAUUGCAGUGAGGGAGAUGCCAAGGAGGGUUCAGGUGUUCUCCAGACUGCAGGAUCCAUGGUCACUCCUGCUGUGCACUGGUCCCAGCAGCAGGGCCAGGGAUGUGACCCUGCAGCGUGGCUGAGCUCCCAGCUGCUGCUGCCACGGGCAACCAUGGAGAACCUGAGCAAAUGGGCCAUGUCCAGGGACCCCCAGCUGGCCAGCAGCCGUGUGAGGGUCUGCAAGGACCAGUGGGAGGCAGAAGAUGUUGCUGAUGAUGUGCUGGAGAUGGAGUUCAUGCAGAAACAGGUGUACGUGUGUGAAGAGCACUGUGCAGAAAUUGAGGAGAUUGAAGAUCUAACCAGACUGGAGGAAGUCUCUGAGAGCUCAGUCCUGCUGUGCCUGAAGAAGAGGUUCCAUCACAAUCUCAUUUAUACUUAUAUUGGGCAAAUUUUGAUUUCUGUGAAUCCUUUCAAAGACCUCAGUAUCUACUCUGAAGAUGUGGCUACCAAGUAUCAGCAAGGGACUCUCUCAAAGAAUGCCCCACACAUCUUUGCCAUAGCAGAGAUGGCUUACAGCCUGUCCCAGUCCUCAGGGCAGCAGCAGUGUGUCGUCAUCAGUGGGCACAGUGGAUCAGGUAAAACUGAAGCUGCCAGAGCCAUUGUGCAAUACCUGACCAUGCUGCACCAGGGACCUGGCAGCCACAGGAUCAGACAGCCCUGCAGUGUCCUACCCAUCCUGGAGAGUUUUGGAAAUGCCAGAACCAUCCUCAAUGACAACUCGAGCCGUUUUGGAAAGCUGCUGAAUGUCCACCUUCGACAUGGCAUCGUGGUGGGAACAUCCAUCUCCCAGUACCUGCUGGAGAAGUCUCGUGUGGUGUUCCAGGCCCAUGGUGAGAGGAACUACCAUGUGUUUUACGAGCUGCUGGCAGGGCUGCCCGUGGAGCAGAAAGAGGAGAUGUACCUGCAGGAGGCUGAGUCCUACUUCUACCUGAACCAGGGCAGAGCAUGUGAUGUCCUGGGCAAGGAGGACAGUCGGGAUUUUCUGGUCUUGGUGCGAGCUCUGGAGGGAAUCAGCCUCUCCGAAGAUCAGCUGAGCUGCACCUGGGCUGUCCUGGCUGCUGUGCUGCAGCUGGGGAACAUCUGCUUUACCUCCUGUGAGAAAGAAUCCUUUGAGCAUGCAGCCAUCGCCAGUGGCACUGAGAUUCAGAUUGUGGCCAAUCUGCUGCGGGUGUCAGCAGAGGUCCUGCAGAGAGCUGUCACUCACCGUGUCACUGUUACAUCUUAUGAUCGGAUCUUCACCCCUCUGUCUGUAGAAGGAGCCAUUGAUGCCAGGGACUCCAUUGCCAAGGCUCUGUACUCCCUGCUCUUCGAGUGGCUGCUGCUGAGGAUCAAUGAGUGGUUGGCUCCCUGGGAGUCUGACUGUGCCGUGGGCAUUGUGGAUAUCCAUGGCUUUGAGGAUCUGGGAGUGAACAGCUUAGAGCAGCUCUGCAUCAACUUUGCCAAUGAGCACCUCCAGUGGUUCUUCAGCCAGACUGUCAUUGCCCAGGAAGAGGAGGAAUACAGCCAGGAGCAGUUAGCUUGGAUUCCCAUUUCCAAGAUGCACAAAGAGUCGUGCCUGGAUUUCCUUACUGCAAAGCCCCACGGCAUCCUGUGCAUCCUGGAUGACCAGACAUGCCUGACUCAGGCCACAGACCACACUUUCCUCCAGAAGUGUCAUUACCACCAUGGGAACAGCCCUUGGUACACCAAGCCCAAGCUGCCUUUGCCAGAGUUCACUGUGCAGCACUAUGCUGGCCCUGUCACCUACCAG
Sturnus vulgaris (Common starling) is the source of this 4537-nucleotide messenger RNA. NCBI's taxonomy places the organism in Eukaryota, Metazoa, Chordata, Aves, Passeriformes, Sturnidae. The record is from RefSeq and is a predicted model, not a curated record.